AUGGCUGGAAGUCCGAAAACUACCCUUACAGGGGUUGGUUAUGGAGGGCCUGUUGGUUGCAAGGAGGUAGCCAUUGGGGCCAAGCCGUUACCUCCCGCAGAUCGGGUUAGGUUGGCGAUGCUGCAGAGCUUGGCCGUUGGAUUCCAGAGUGGAAAUACAAAGAUUUAUGUUGCUGUUGGAGGAGGUGGUGCAGUAUCUACAGCUGUUGGAUUAAUUAUCUGGUAUUUUGUAACAAGAAAUGUGGCACCAGUUUGUGAAACGCGAUGUGGCUUGUCUGAAGAUUGUAUCUUCUCAUCACAGUGGUGUGAUGGAACAGUCGAUUGUCCCAAGGGAGAAGAUGAAAUGUCCUGCUUAACAACAACACAACCAACAGGGGUGACAAUACCAUGUGAAAAGAGAUGUGGCUCGUCUGUGCAUUGUAUCUUCUCAUCCCAGUGGUGUGAUGGAACAGUCAAUUGUCCCAACGGAGAGGAUGAAAUGUCUUGCUUGAGAUUGUAUGGAGCAGACUUCCAACUGCAGGUCUAUUCUACAUUAAAGUCAACAUGGCUGCCCGUUUGCGCUGAUGAUUGGACUGAUGACUAUGGGAGGUUUGCCUGCCAGGACAUUGGAUACAAUCGGCAAUCCUAUAAAGGAUAUAAUACACUGUUAUUCAGAUUUGCCCCUAAUGGAUAUUUCAAACUGAAGACAGGAUUGCUGACCAGCAAAUUUUAUACAGGCAUGGAAUACAGCAAUUCGUGUUUAUUUGGCUAUGUGGUGUCUUUAAGAUGUAUAGAUUGUGGUGUUGCAUAUAAAAGUGUAACCAGCCGAAUAACAGGAGGAUCCAUUGCUUCAUUGGGAAACUGGCCCUGGCAAGUGAAUCUACAGCACAGAAAAGGAGAAUUUUGUGGCGGGUCCAUCAUUUCACCAAAAUGGAUAGUAACUGCAGCUCAUUGUGUAGAUGGGUAUCCAACUGCUUCAGACUGGAAGGUUUUCUCUGGGACAUUGACCCUGCCAAGUUACAGUGACACCAGUGGCUUGUUGGUGCAAACAAUAUUUACACACCCUGUUUAUAAGUCUUAUGAUAAUGACAUAGCCAUAAUGAAGCUCCAAGAUGAAAUAACAUUUGAUAAUUACACUCAACCAGUGUGCUUACCCAACUAUGGAAUGUAUUGGGGUGCUGACACCACAUGUUGGAUAUCUGGUUGGGGUAGGACCAACGAGGCAAGUAGCACGUCUACAUACCUGAGAUAUGCACAAGUACUAGUAGUUGACUCAAACAAAUGUAAUUAUAGUAAUUUACAUAAUGGAAGAAUAACAUCUUCAAUGCUAUGUGCUGGUUAUCUUUCAGAAGUAAGAGAUACUUGCCAGGGAGAUAAUGGAGGACCUUUAGUAACCUUCACAAACGCUCGUUGGUGGCUUGUUGGAGAUGCCAGCUGGGGAUUUGAUUGUGGUCAGGCCAAUAUACCUGGGGUAUAUGGGAACGUGACUGUAUUCUUAGAAUGGAUAUAUUUACAGAUGAAGGUAAGAAAUAUCACUGCACGUCACUGUGUGGUGAAAAAAUUACAUUAUACAUAUUAUGUGAAAAUGGUUGCCACUAGUCCUGUUUUAACCUAG
Molecule: messenger RNA, 1593 nt
Organism: Xenopus laevis (African clawed frog)
Lineage: Eukaryota; Metazoa; Chordata; Amphibia; Anura; Pipidae
Gene: tmprss2.9.L
Product: transmembrane serine protease 2 gene 9 L homeolog
Exons: 12
Coding region: 1-1593 (530 amino acids)
Source: RefSeq, a predicted model, not a curated record